AUGAGCUCGACCGCUGCUGCCCCGCCCGCGCCGACGCCGACGAUCAACGCGGCCCCGAGCAUCCUCGAGAAGGUUCCUCGCCUCAUGGACGAGCUGCCCAAGCAUGCCAAGCCCGCGGCUCUGGCGGACAAGGUGCUCGGCUACGGCACGGCCGGCUUCCGCGACAACGCCGACAUCCUCGGCUCGACGUUCCACCGCAUGGGCAUGCUCGCAGUCCUCCGCUCCAAGAAGGAGCACAAGAUCACGGGUCUCAUGGUCACCGCCUCGCACAACGCGGCGCCCGACAACGGUGUCAAGCUCGUCGACGCGGACGGCGGCAUGCUCGCGCAGUCGUGGGAAAAGUACGCGAUGCAGCUUGCGAACGCCAACACGGACAAGGUCGUCGAGGUGCUCGACAGCAUCGUCCGCGCCGAGAAGAUCGACCUGGACACGACCGGCAACAUCUUUAUUGCCAAGGACACGCGCGUCUCGAGCGAGCACUUGUCGGAACUCGCGCGCGAAGGCGCGCUCCUUCUUGGCGGCAAUGUCUUGGACUUUGGCUUGCAGACGACGCCGCAGCUCCACCACUACAUCCGCAUGUGGAACCACGAGCAGUACAACAAGGGCGACUGGGCGUCCGAGGCGGGCUACUACAACAUGCUUGUCGAUGCGUUCAAGCAGCUCACGACCGGUGUCGACCCCAAGAAGCUCGAGCUGCGCACGCCGCUGUACGUCGACUGUGCGCACGGCGUCGGUGCUCUCCAGCUCACCAAGCUCGCCAAGGAGCUCGGGGACAUGCUCCACCGCGACUGGUCGAUUACGCAGUGGGAUGGCAUCUACGCCGACCUCCCGAGCCGCCAGACCAAGGUCAAGAUCGCGGACCGCACGAUCGUCAAGUGCACCGAAGACGAGACGCAGGCGACGGCGCCCGAGGCGCUCAAGGACGCCGUCUCGGGCCUCGUGGCCGCCGCGGGCCCGAGUGCCCGCGCCUUUGUGCGGCCGUCGGGCACCGAGGACGCGGUGCGUGUCUACGCCGAAGCGGCGACGCAGGACGGCGCGGACGCGCUUGCGCUCAAGGUGGCGCAGGCCGUCCACGAACACGCUGGCGGCGUCGGUGACAUGCCGUCGGCCUUUGUCGCGUAA
Messenger RNA from Saprolegnia parasitica CBS 223.65, 1122 nucleotides. RefSeq lists its product as hypothetical. The coding region runs from base 1 to 1122 and encodes 373 amino acids. Gene Ontology annotation, biological process: UDP-N-acetylglucosamine biosynthetic process; carbohydrate metabolic process. Gene Ontology annotation, molecular function: phosphoacetylglucosamine mutase activity. Lineage: Eukaryota; Oomycota; Saprolegniomycetes; Saprolegniales; Saprolegniaceae. The transcript is spliced from 5 exons. The record is from RefSeq and is a predicted model, not a curated record.